AUGAGCGCCUUCUCUCAUGGUCUAACAGAAGGGGAAUUCUUUAGGGAUCUCAUCAGAAAUCCCGUAAAGAAUUUCGAUGAGAUGCUGGAGAAGGCGACCAACUACAUCAAUGUGGAGGAAGCACAGGCGGCGCGAAGAAAGAUAGACAAACCUCCUCCCAUAAAUAAGCCUGAGAGAAGAGUACCCCAACCUCCUGCUCAACCUCUCCCGCGGGCUCGGGAAGCCCGACCUACCUUCCACCCCGGUCAGAAUGUCCGACCGAUUCCACAUGUAGCCGCAGUCCAUGCUCCCCGACCUGGAUCUCAGGGGCCGCGCUAUUGCACUUAUCAUCGGUCACAUACACAUGCCACCAGCAAUUGUUUUCAAUUUGCUCGUGACUCUUGUCGUGCUACUGAGCUGGGCCUACCACCCCCCCAAGCUAGCUCCUCAGGUCCAAAGAAUGAUGGAGGAGCGACGCAAUGCAGCGGGACAGGCCAGCCGACCCCUGGCAGAUCAGGGGGGCCAAGCAUGCAGCAACAAGGACACGCCGGGGAGCAAGGAGAAGCUCACGAAGCUGAGAAUCGAGGCAAUGUGGCCAUCCGGGACAUAGGCAUGAUCUCUGGAGGGCCUACUGAUGGAGACUCGGGAAGGGCGCGCAAAUCCCAUGAACGCCGAUUGGAGAUCCACGUUGUUGGAUGCAGUCAGGAGCAGGCUGCUGGCCCUGUCAUCAGCUUUGGGCCACAAGACUUGGAAGGACUGGAGCUGCCUCAUGAUGACGCCCUCAUCAUCAAAGCCAUUAUAGCCAAUAGCCGCGUAGCCAGGGUCUUCGUUGACACCGGGAGCUCUAUUAACGUGUUGUUCAGGACUGCGUUUGAAGAAAUGUAG
Molecule: messenger RNA, 864 nt
Organism: Zingiber officinale
Lineage: Eukaryota; Viridiplantae; Streptophyta; Magnoliopsida; Zingiberales; Zingiberaceae
Exons: 1
Coding region: 1-864 (287 amino acids)
Source: RefSeq, a predicted model, not a curated record